This is a messenger RNA of Homalodisca vitripennis (glassy-winged sharpshooter), 1644 nucleotides long. Its product is annotated as phosphate carrier protein, mitochondrial-like. The record is from RefSeq and is a predicted model, not a curated record. Bases 93 to 1160 code for a protein of 355 amino acids. Gene Ontology annotation, molecular function: phosphate transmembrane transporter activity. Gene Ontology annotation, biological process: mitochondrial phosphate ion transmembrane transport. NCBI's taxonomy places the organism in Eukaryota, Metazoa, Arthropoda, Insecta, Hemiptera, Cicadellidae. Gene Ontology annotation, cellular component: mitochondrial inner membrane. The transcript has a single exon.
CAAUUUCUUCCUUUCGGUAGUUGGUGCCCUUGAAGUACGGUGUGAAAAUUUUAAGAUCUGUAUUUAUUAAUUUUUAAGGAAAAGUGUCCAGUAUGUGGUCGUCAGUUUUAGAAAUGGCGAAAAACAGUCCUUUUCGAUCCCCUUUUACAUAUGUGCAGUGCGAGCCUAAAGUUUUUGAAAAACCAUUAGUUCCAGGAAGAACCAUCGCUGCUGCUUCUGCUGUUGAGGGUGAUAGCUGUGAAUUUGGGUCGCCUAAAUAUUUAGCAUUAUGUGGAUUGGGUGGUAUCCUAUCUUGUGGUCUUACCCAUACCAUGGUUGUGCCCUUGGAUUUGGUUAAAUGUAGGCUUCAAGUUGAUCCUGGCAAGUACAAAUCAGUAAUGAAUGGAUUCAAGGUGACUGUUGCUGAAGAAGGUGUAAAGGCCCUUGCAAAAGGUUGGGCACCAACAUUUUUUGGGUACUCUGCUCAAGGAUUAUGUAAGUUUGGUUUCUAUGAAUACUUUAAGAUAUUAUAUACUGAUAUGUUGGGAGAAGAAAAUGCUUUCCUGUGGCGAACUUCGCUUUAUCUCGCUGCCUCAGCAUCAGCAGAAUUUUUCGCUGAUAUAGCUCUCAGUCCCAUGGAAGCAAUCAAAGUAAAAAUUCAAACUACUCCAGGAUUCGCAAAUACUCUCCGAGAAGCAGCACCUAAGAUGUACAAGGAAGAAGGAACUUCUGCAUUUUAUAAAAGUUUGGUACCUCUGUGGAUGAGGCAAAUACCCUACACAAUGAUGAAGUUUGCUUGCUUUGAAAGAACUGUGGAGCUUCUCUACAAACAUGUUGUUCCUAAACCACGUUCGGAAUGCUCCAAACCUGAGCAGCUUGUUGUAACGUUUGCUGCUGGUUACAUUGCUGGAGUCUUCUGUGCUAUAGUUUCUCACCCAGCGGAUACAGUGGUAUCAAAGUUGAAUCAAGAAAAAGGAUCUACUGCAUUGGAUGUUGCAAGAAAACUGGGAUUUGCUGCAAUGUGGAAAGGACUAGCUCCGAGGAUUGUCAUGAUUGGAACUCUGACCGCUCUGCAAUGGUUCAUCUACGACUUCGUGAAAGUUGCCCUCAGAUUACCAAGACCACCACCACCAGAGAUGCCUGAAUCCCUGAAAAAGAAACUAGCUGCCCAAGAAAAAUAGACGUAAUUGUAAUCAGUGUAUUUAUGAUAGGUUACCUUGCCUACUUUCAUCUUACAAAUUAUUGCUGUCAAAAUGAUUGAAUGUAGCUCCUUUACGAAAGCAAUAACUACUGAUAUCAUUAUUUUAAUAGGCUUUGUUUUAUAUCACGUUUUAAAAUUAAGUUUGCAAAGUUGCAUUUACUAUAGCUGUGGCAUUUAUUUUGAUGAAUGAAAAUUUAUAUUUUUUAAUUCGUUUUGAGUGACAUUAAUCAUUCCAGGAACUAAGUUAGUACUGUACAAUAUUAUAAUUAAAAAUUAUAAAAUUCCAUAUCAAGUAUUUUAGUAUGUGAUAUGUUUGAAGUUUAAUAAUUUAUAAUGUCCAUUAAUUUAUUUAAUAUCAUUCCAUUGCCCUACACUUAAUGCAAACCAUUUGACCUGAGUAGGCCUAAGCUAUUGAAUACUGAAUUAUACAUAUUAAAAUAGAAUAAAACAGAUAUAAACCUUAA